CCCCGCCCCCCGCCGGGCCCUGCCCCCCGCCGCCGUUGCUAGGCAACGGCCGCUGCGUUCCCAGUGUGCUUAGCGCUGCAUUUCACCGGGCCGCUGACGGGGGUGUGCUUGUCGCCGUCGGGUGUGCGCGCCCCGGACAUGGACGCAGAUGAUACAGGGAAUCGACUUCGAUUCCAGUUGGAGCUGGAGUUUGUUCAAUGUCUGGCAAAUCCAAAUUACCUCAACUUUCUCGCACAAAGAGGCUACUUCAAAGAUAAAGCUUUUGUAAAUUAUCUUAAAUAUUUACUUUAUUGGAAAGAACCUGAAUAUGCAAAAUACCUGAAGUAUCCUCAAUGUUUGCAUAUGCUAGAGCUGCUCCAGUAUGAACAUUUCCGCAAAGAACUGGUCAAUGCUCAGUGUGCCAAAUUUAUUGAUGAGCAACAGAUCCUCCACUGGCAGCACUAUUCCAGGAAAAGGAUGCGCCUCCAGCAGGCACUGGCUGAGCAGCAGCAACAAAACAACACCUCUGUAAAAUGAAGUACAUUUGGAGUGUACUAGUGGAGUAGUGAUGAUAAGGUGUACUUUGUGUUAGUGAAGUAUUUACAGGAGAGGAAUGAACCCUUAUGCAACUUUGGCUCUGGAUGUGUGUCCCUUUCAUUUGAAUGUUUCAAGUGACUGGUGUUGUUUUUGUUUCAUCUAUUCUUUUGAAGACUAAUAAACACCUGCAAUUUAUUUUA
Molecule: messenger RNA, 716 nt
Organism: Poecile atricapillus (Black-capped chickadee)
Lineage: Eukaryota; Metazoa; Chordata; Aves; Passeriformes; Paridae
Gene: MED31
Product: mediator complex subunit 31
Exons: 4
Coding region: 139-516 (125 amino acids)
Biological process (GO): regulation of transcription by RNA polymerase II
Cellular component (GO): mediator complex; core mediator complex
Molecular function (GO): transcription coregulator activity
Source: RefSeq, a predicted model, not a curated record